Acytostelium subglobosum LB1 is the source of this 513-nucleotide messenger RNA. RefSeq lists its product as hypothetical. The record is from RefSeq and is a predicted model, not a curated record. Lineage: Eukaryota; Evosea; Eumycetozoa; Acytosteliales; Acytosteliaceae. The transcript has 3 exons. The coding region runs from base 1 to 513 and encodes 170 amino acids.
AUGCGUGCGGCACUCGCCUUGCUCACUGGUAUAUUCGUCAGAAGACUUUACAGAAACCCACGCAAGUUGAUCAAUCAAUCAUUACUACACAAGUCACCGAUUGGAUUUGGAUUGUUUGUGGCGUUCUACACUGGUGGAUAUAAGGCACUCCUGUGUAUGUUGAGAGCGAUCAGAGGAAAGGAGGAUGGAUUCAACAGCGCGAUUGCAGGUUUCUUUGCAGGUGCCUCCAUGAUGUUCUCCAAGAGUACAGAGAUGUCACUCUACCUCUUUGCCAGAGCCUUGGAGUCAUUAUUCAACGCAGCACAUAAGAGAGGCUACGUCAAGUCAUGGAAGCAUGGAGAUGCUGCACUAUUCUGUUUCAGCACUACGGUGAUGUUCUACGCGAUGGUCUGGGAACCAAACACUGUUCGCCAGUCAUAUCUUAAGUUCCUGUUCAAGGUCACUGGUGACAAGGUCGAUCUUGCUGGAAUCACCAAGAAGCUCAGGGAUGCUCACGCUUCACACCAAGCUUAG